AGAAUUGAUCAUUUACGACUUCAUCACUCUCUAUAAUUUCGUUACUUGAAAUAGCAUCACACGAACAAGAUAAUAUUAGAGAGCUGAAAAUGGCGAAUCUAUUCACUGCUACGGCUCCUUUUCUCAGAGUCUCACAGCCUUUCACCAAAAAGUCACCCUCCCAGCAGUGUUACGCCUCUUCUUCUACUCCGCCGGAGCCUGAGUCUUCUUCUCCUCCUCCUCCUCCCCCGUCUCAACCGCUUACAUCGCAGCCGAAGAGGAAGAAGACCGUUGAGACGACGGAUUGGGUGGCUUCAUCCUUGACGCGGCGGUUCGGAAUCGGCGCAGGACUUGCCUGGGCGGGAUUUCUGGCUUUCGGAGUAAUCUCCGAGCAGAUCAAGACUCGGAUUGAGGUUUCUCAGGAAGUAGCUAACACCAGAGAUGUAGAAGAGGAGAAAGAGAUUGUGUUACCCAACGGCAUAAGGUACUAUGAUCUACGGCUUGGAGGAGGAGCGACUCCAAGGGCAGGAGACUUGGUAGUGAUUGAUCUAAAGGGGCAAGUGCAAGGAACGGGACAAGUAUUUGUGGACACAUUUGGAAGUAAAGGCAAGAAGAAACCACUGGCCCUUGUGGUGGGUUCAAAGCCAUAUAGCAAAGGAUUGUGUGAAGGCAUAGAUUAUAUUCUAAGGUCGAUGAAGGCUGGAGGUAAACGCAGAGUGAUCGUUCCACCAUCGUUAGGAUUUGGAGAGGAAGGUGCUGAACUGGAAUCGGGUCUGCAGGUUCCUCCCAAUGCUUCGUUGGAGUAUAUAAUUGAGAUUGAAAGAGUCUCAAUUGCACCUGCUUGAUGAUUUGUACAGCUUUUGGUUUCAUUGCCAAAUCCUUCAACUGGUUGUUAAAUAAGAAGAGAUUGUGAGGGGAAAAUACUUGUAAAUUUCUUAACUUUUUUUCUUUUGGGGUCGUCGAUUAAACCGAACAAAACCGGGUCAAAAUGUUGACUUUUAAUUUAAAUAGAUAUGGAUACUUGUAACU
Messenger RNA from Capsella rubella, 1008 nucleotides. RefSeq names its product peptidyl-prolyl cis-trans isomerase FKBP17-2, chloroplastic. The record is from RefSeq and is a predicted model, not a curated record. Gene Ontology annotation, molecular function: peptidyl-prolyl cis-trans isomerase activity. The coding region runs from base 90 to 824 and encodes 244 amino acids. Gene Ontology annotation, cellular component: chloroplast. Lineage: Eukaryota; Viridiplantae; Streptophyta; Magnoliopsida; Brassicales; Brassicaceae. The transcript has 3 exons.